Anopheles cruzii is the source of this 6485-nucleotide messenger RNA. RefSeq names its product solute carrier family 41 member 1. Gene Ontology annotation, cellular component: plasma membrane. Lineage: Eukaryota; Metazoa; Arthropoda; Insecta; Diptera; Culicidae. Gene Ontology annotation, biological process: monoatomic cation transport. The transcript is spliced from 9 exons. The record is from RefSeq and is a predicted model, not a curated record. Gene Ontology annotation, molecular function: monoatomic cation transmembrane transporter activity. The coding region runs from base 83 to 1798 and encodes 571 amino acids.
GCGGCGUUCCUCAACCAGCCAAGCCAGCCUUCAAGCGAAACCCCAGACAGAAACCGGGGCGCUCCGUGACAACAACGGCAAGAUGCAUCGCCGGAGGAGGCAACGAAGUGAUGGAGCGGAUAAGUCUGCGAAUCAUCCACUAUCGACGAGCGGUUCGCUAAGCUCGAUCAUCACGACGUCGAUCGCAUCGUCGGAGACGGACCACCGGGGCGGUAUCAGCAGUACCGGGACCGGCAGCCUGGCUGGUCUGGAUGUCGGCGAGGGUGAUGACGCGAUGGCCGUGGCGAAGCGGGCGCAGGCCCGGGGGUUGGCGCAGCUGGACAGUGCCGGUGGCGAUGGCGAUGGUGACGCGACAGGACGAGAUGCUGCGGUCGGAGGUGGUGGUGAUCCCAACCACCCGAGCGCCGGAACCGUCGACGAGCAACGAGGCGUGCGGCAGGAGAAAUGGUGGCAAACGACAAUCCAGAUCGCCAUCCCGUUUUUCAUCGCCGGUAUUGGCACGAUCGGGGCCGGCAUCAUUCUGGGCCGUGUCGAGCACUGGAAGGUGUUCGUGCACGUCACGGAGCUGUUUAUUUUGGUGCCUGCCCUGCUCGGACUAAAAGGAAACCUUGACAUGUGCCUGGCGUCACGUCUCUCGACUCAGGCCAACCUCGGCAAUAUGAACAGCCCGCGUGAAAUCAUCCACAUGGUCCUCGGCAACAUAGCGUUGGUACAGGUGCAAGCGAUCGUGGCGGCGUUCAUUGUGUCUAUCUUCGCGACCACCGUCGGUUCGAUCAUGAGCGGCGAGUUUGUCUUCGACCAUGCUAUGCUGCUGACGGCGUCGAGCAUGUUUACGGCGACCACUUCGUGCUUCGUUCUCGACUUCGUGCUCGUGGCUGUGAUUUUACUGUCGAAUAGGUAUAAAAUGAACCCGGACAAUCUAGCGACGCCGCUAGCGGCUUCCAUCGGUGACGUGGUUUCGAUAACGCUGCUGUCCUUCAUCGCGUCGUUGCUGUACGAUAAUAUAGUAACGCACCUGUGGGUUACGUUCGUGGUGGUGUCCUGUUACUUUAUGCUGCUCCCGUUCUGGGUGCUGAUAGUGCUUAGAAACAAGUACACGCGCUCCGUAUUAACAUCUGGCUGGGUACCCGUGCUGUCUGCCCUCUUUAUUAGCGGUAUGGGUGGCUUGGUCCUGGACACGGCGGUUGGCAUCUUCAACGGAUUCGUAGUUUUUCAACCCAUCAUUAACGGCAUCGGCGGCAAUCUAGUGUCGGUGCAGGCCAGCAAAAUUUCAACCAUGCUGCAUCAGAGCUCGAUCCUCGGUAUCAUUCCGCCGCACAUCAACAUUGUCGAGCUCCCGUGGAAGGCUCUGUUCAAGGGAGUGCCCUAUGCUAAGACGUCGCGGAUUCUGAUCCUCAUGUCAAUUCCUGGCCAGGUGCUGUUCAUCUUCGCGGCUGACUACAUCCACAUGCAGCGCUCGACCAUCGGGGCACCGUUUGUGUUGUCCUAUCUGUUCGUUAGCACACUGCAGAUUAUGAUCCUUCUAUACGUCGCACACGUGAUCAUCCAUCUGAUGUGGAAGUGGAAGAUGGAUCCAGACAACUCGGCCAUCCCGUACCUAACGGCGCUGGGGGAUCUGCUAGGUUCAAGCUUCCUGAUGGUCGCUUUCCUGUUUUUGCGCGCCAUCGGCUCCCCGUACGGCGAGGAACCGGACGACGAGCUCGAUCAGAGUUACAGUCUAUUGCACACGGAACUGACAACGAGCAGCGUUGGCGGAGGUGUGCUCAACGAUCUGAUUCACGAUGCAUCCAGCAUUUGAGUUCUUUGUGCGAUCUUGGAGGCUCCUUUUUCGGGAGGACGAGGUUCGCUUGUUACUCGGAUCGGAUCUGGUUGCUGCGUUGUGAUACUCCUGAUACCUACAAGUACCCAGUGCUAAGAACGAAAGAUAAAGAGGGAGAUAAAAUGAAAAGAAAACCAGAGAUGAAGAAAUAGAGCAGGGAUACAGAGAAUGAGGAAAAAAUAAUAGGACUGAAGCUUGAGUAGGCCGUACCAAAAGCAAAAACAGAACGUGUGCAGUCCCCAUACCUUUUUCUGCACAUCAACCAUAGCGUUUGCUUCUGUAGUACUCACUAUUUUCGCUAAUUCACGAUAAUUAUUCAUUUUACUUUUUUUCUUCCAUUUUCGUAUCACUCACGCUUAAAGCAUUACAAGAAACACUUCAUCCAAACACACCCAACCGAUUGUAAUCGUUGGUGCCAUGCGGCUUUCGUGAUGUUUUGUGAAAGUAGAUUGGAAAAUGGCGUUUGCCUCUCUGUUAAAGUGUAUAUGCCGGACCUCCCGACGAACGAAACGCUGGGUAAAUGUGAGGGGAAUUUUAUUGAGAAGGGGUCAUGUUUAUGAUCAUUACUAUCAGUAGUUUCCCAAUGAUUUUUCAUCGUCUUCAUUAUCGUCUACUUGGUUCUUUGAGCCUAAGCCAUCGCCAUCGCUAAAUUGCGAGCAAAAAGGGCUCAACCAAUCAACCAUCACGCUCCCCCUUCUUGUAGCGAUUACAAUUUGCAAGAGUUGAAAGUGGUUGCAAUACAUUGGUCUAAUUCUGAAACAAUAGAAUAUCGCGAGAGUGGAAUGAACAGAGGUCGAGAUGGGCGAACGUGAGAGAUCUACAGGAACAAAGAGGAGCCUGUGAACCAAUUGUAUGGCUUCAACGCGCGAUUCACGAUUAAGAUUGGCGAUUAUUGAGCUUCCUUGGCUUAAGUCUUUUCCGACACAUUACGUGUACUAGUAAGUGAGGAUCAUUAGUUUGAAAUCUUUUACGCCCUGCAAUCCUUUUCGCAUGCUCCCGUUCGCUAUAGACAAACGCAUAUCAUCAGAUAGAAGAGCUAAUGAAUAUAAUAUGAACGGAAGUAUAGGAAUUUGGUUUCGUGCGGAAAAGAUACGAAAAAUUAUCAUUGCGUUUUCAUUUCAUCCUAGAUUAAGGAUAGUCUUUAAUAUUAUUAGACACUAUACUACUUUGUCGGUUUAAGUAUUUAACACAUUAUGAUAUGCAAAACUCAAGAAGUAGACAAAACCAGUGAAGAAAAGUGCAACGCGGUUCGCGUCCUGCACCGAAGAGAGGGACAGUGAGAGUAAAAUAAUAGCAAACUAAUACCUAUGAGUAUGAGUAAGAAGAAGAGCUAGUAAUAUCUACUUAGGUGAUGAAGAGUAGCUUGUUUUGAUUUCGUACCGUGUAGAGGAAGUGGCUUUAAGUAUGACGAUAUGACACGGUAGGGUGCGAUGUGAUAGACGGAGAGUUGAUGGACCAGAAAGCCACGCUGAAACUGAAUGUGAUUUGAGAAUAGAAGGAACAAGACUCGACAAAGUUAGGUCACUCAAGAGGUUUCCCACGCAACAGCGGCUAGUGGUUGUGUUUCGAACGACCGAUUUGCCCAAAGUAUAAUAAAAAAAGAAAACUUAAACCAAGUUUUGGUGGAGCACAAAGACCUACUCUUGUAAUUUGCGCAGGCGGAGGCAACCAAACAUAAACUCUUGAGGCAUAACAAUUUUCUUGGACAGAUGGACGGAGAUUCGCUCGUGAUUCGCUUCCAUUUCUUACCUGCCGUUUAUUCUUUGCUCUCCUGCUACAAAGAUUCAUUCGCAGGAUAUAUGAAUGGGUCCAUUACGGAAUGUAUUCCCUCUGCGGUCAUACACACCUUUCAAUGCACAUGUUAGUUCUUUCAUUUUCAUGUACUAUACUCAUUAUUUUGAGUUUCGAGUGUUCUCCGGUUUUUGCCAUAUUUGGACGCAAGAAUUUGGCAUGAUCAGCAGUUGAACAUAUAAUACGUUUCUUUAGCUUUGCAACAACGUUUACGUAAAACUACUUAUAACUUACAAGAGAAAAGUGUCGUCAGCUGUAAGAAUUGAAAGUUGUGCCCAAUGAUGGACUAGUGCACGCGCAAAAAAGGGGAAAAGUGAGGCACUUGGUUGCAUCUAAUAUAAUAUAAAAGAAGUGCCUAAGAAGCGAUAGAGGAAUAGAGAGUAAUAGAAGCAGAGGCAGUGUGUGCGUGUGUGUGAGAGAUAGAGACGGGGUCAACAGGUGUUUUACCACAGGGAGUGGAAGAGAACAAGCAUGAAAGUUAAAGGGAGACUGGGUAACCCCCAAUGAUAACUAUUCUUUUCGUGAAGUGAGGUCAAAACACGGAUUGUUGGUUCGCCAUGAUUUUAAUGGAGUUGUCGGCUGUGGCACCCACCAGGUCGGCAGGCUCUCGGUGCUGAAAACGAGCCAAACGACCCAAACACAGAUUGCUGAGACUUAAAAAGGAAUGUGAUGAAUUAGUUUUCAAUUUGUUUACUACAAAGGCUCAAGCUACGAUGAAUGAAAAGGGGACGGGGGAAAUCAGUCAGUGGAUUAGGAGGAAGAAUAAGUGGGUUCAGUUCUGUGACAAUAACGCUGACACACACACACACACACACAUACAAAUUCUCUUGUUAACUUCUGUGCACUGUUGGAUUAGUGUAUGUGUAAUGGGGAUGAGGCGUACCACACGGGAAAAACCAAAAUCUCGCACUCAAUGCAAUAUGAAAAACUCAAAUGAUAAGCCUAGGCAUGGAAAAGAGAGAAAUGCGACACUAAAUAAAAACAUACAAAUUAUGAAUAUCCUUAUCGUUGAAGUUUAGCCACUAUUUUCGUGAAUGUGUGCAUGACAAUGUUUGCACAAACUGUGUGGAUGGGGCGAAUGUGUUACGGACAUGCCGCCAACAGUGCGAUUUGCGACUGUACGAAGAAUGCCAAAUAUAUACGCCAUUAGAGACGUGACGUGCGAGACGAAAAACCAAAGACGGAAACCAGAGCGGUGUAUCGUCGUUGCCUAUACGAUAAUUAAUCAAAAUUAACAACAUUUAGAUUGUGAUAACGAAAUAAUCAUGAGCGGAAAAUAAAAGGCCAGAAGAGAGAGAGAGAGAAAUUGAGAAGCUAGGUCUGUGUGUUCAAUGACCGUUAGGCCACACUACUAGUCAGAUGGUUGAGCGAUGAGGGAAAAACUGAAAACACCAGUGUGUUAACGCUCUAACACCGUGAUAAACUGCUGCCAUGUAAGGAAUGUGUGCCCUUCAGCCUCGUUAAAAAGCAAUUCAAGACAUCAUCAAGUCAAGUCCAAUUUUAAAGGCCACUUUUGAGUUUUGAGCCGAUUGACCUGUAUUUUAUUGUUCAAAUUUGGAUUGGAAACACGCGUUUGGAAUUUGAAAGCACACCCGUCCAAACGAAAAGCGCGCCGACGAAUAGAGAGCGCAGAACCGAAGCACCCCUAUUGUCUAUAGGUACCAAAAUGAUCACUCAUCUUAGGCCUACCUAUUACAAUAUAAGUUUCCAAAACGCACGCCUACUACAAAAGGCUUUCACCAUCGCGAACACUACUGGCACAUGCCGAUAGCUGACAAGAUCAGCUCUACAUGAAAAAUUCGCGCUCCGCCAAAUGACAGCGCGCGUACAACACACCGAGCAAGGGUGGCGUACGUAUGUACUACAUUUGGCAUUUGUUUUUUAUUCUUAACGAGCAGUUUAUUUUUAACGAGGCUGGUGUUCAGGGCUCGGCUAUCAAUUCGUCUAUCUUUAGAGCAGUUGCUGUACCACUGUCUUCAGAGAGGCUGACAAGCAACUAACACAUAAACGGACUCACAUCUUAGUUUCAAUCACUUAUCGAUAGGCGAAAAAAUAUAGGAAGUCAAUGGCGACUGAAAGUGGAUGAAGCGGUUAAGGCGGAAGGUAAAUUGCGACAAUGCUCAAAGAAUUAAAUAGAUGGGCGUGUACUUAAGAAUGAGUAAUGUGGUGCAGAACAUGAACAGAGUAUAUUUUUCCAAAAAAAACACAUCCGAUGGCGUAAAGUGUUGAUGUCAGCGCAAGAGAGUAACGGUCUUCUUCGCAAGGGUGGGAGUUUCUGCAAACGAAUGACAUAGAGGACAAAUAAAAAAUAUUAUAAAGAUAUGUAUAGAAAACCAACAACCUAAUAAUGAACAUUAACGCAAAGUUACUAAACAUCAUUUACGGAAGCCACACAAGCAAUAGAAACACGCUCACAAAUCCAUGAAAAGGAUGAUUUUAAAUGCAUGUGUUUAAAGCAUAUUAUUUUCCUGCGAUUCCUCUACCAGAAACCUUUCCAGUCGUUUGGCGUUGAGUUGAGAGUGAGCGUGAGCGAUGUAUAAAUAGUUCUUUGGAAAUGGAUGGAUGGAAAUGGUCCCAAAACAUACUAAUGAAAGAAAAAUAAUGCAACGCAACCACGUCAUCCAACAUAAAAGAAACUCUAGAAUUCAAAAUAUCUGUCGCUCUCAACCUAACAAAAACGAAGAAAAAUAAAAUAAACAAACAAUCAAAAAGGGACUAUAUUAUUUACAUGUCAAAAUAACACCGAAACUCAGAAUAUUUUAUUAGUGCACUUGUUGUAUUCUCGUUGUAAGUUAUUGUUGUUGUGACCUUAUCGUAGCUAGUAAACUCGUAGUUGAGUUAUUGUAAUGUGUAUUUUAUUAAGUAAACCGAGUAA